Molecule: messenger RNA, 2097 nt
Organism: Anneissia japonica
Lineage: Eukaryota; Metazoa; Echinodermata; Crinoidea; Comatulida; Comatulidae
Product: UNC5C-like protein
Exons: 4
Coding region: 1-1539 (512 amino acids)
Biological process (GO): netrin-activated signaling pathway
Cellular component (GO): membrane
Molecular function (GO): protein binding; netrin receptor activity
Source: RefSeq, a predicted model, not a curated record
AUGUUUCUUUCAGUGGUAGCAUUCUUUCUCAUAAAAGAAAAAAAAAGACGUGAAGCCAUAAGCUUAACCCAAACCAAUCCUCAACCAAGUAUAGAGUGUAAAGUCAGAGGGCCACGGGAAGCAGGAACUGACACAUCAUCAAUACAAGAUGAAUACACAGAAAACGCCUACAGUGUUUGUAACAUUGAAAGAGAACAACAAACAUUAAGCUCAGAUAAUAUCACUCACAAACCAACAACAUAUUACAAGAGGUGCAUUGCAAAGGCGGAAUUAUGGAGCAAACAAACAAGUUUAGAGAACUAUGAUCAGCAUUCAUUUGCCUGUCCCUUUUUUCGUGCCGGCAUCUUUGACAAAUAUGGCGGAGAGUUACAUUUUGAUGAAGCUGGAGUAAUGCUAUUGGUACCACCUGGUGCCAUCCAACAGUCGACACCUCAACUAAUUUACAUAUAUUUACAUCAUGAACAAAAUGAAAUUUUACCAAUCCCGCCAAACAUGAUGGCGACGAGUCCAGUGGUGUUUUGUGGGCCAUCCGGAAUGGUGUUUGACCAAAGAGUUCUAUUAUCGUAUCAGCAUUGUGCAAAUAUUAAAAAUAAUAACACGAAUUUGAUAACACUGCGUACGGAAACUGAACCCGACCAGUCACCAAGUUUUCACAACUUAUCAGAAGACAAUGAUUCGAUUACCCUUAUAAAAGGCAACACGGUGACGUUAAUGUUGUCUCAUUUUACUGGACAUACUAGUGUUGUACAAUGUGAAGAGGAAAAAGAAACAGUGAUACAUGAAAAAUGGUUAAAUUUGAUGUUGUUUUCGUCACAAAUAAAUGAUGAUGAUUACGAUUUACAACUUCGUCUAUAUUGUGCCAAUCAGACCGAAGAUGCUCGAUAUAUUGUGUUGGAAGAUGAGCGGCUCUUGGAAGGUUCAUUGCGUUCCCCUACCUUCCCGUUUCUUUUUGCAAGUAUAAGCGAUAUAAAUGUUCUCCUAAACUCGGAAGGAAAUUGGAAAGUACGUGGAGGGAAGACUAAACAGGUACUUGCAAAGAAAUGUAUAUUGGAAAAUUCUUAUACUCCAUGUGUGUAUCACCUUGAACAUGACAAAGGGAAUACUGUAACAAAAUUUGCAGGUCAGAUGCAUGUUUCUCAAGAUGGACGAGAGGAAUUAUUUGGUAAAAUAAUUGAUGUCUUGGUGAAACAACAGCGAAGAAUAACUACAGAGUCAUUUGUGCGUAGACGUCUUCUACUGCCUUACCCUCUUCGUGAAUGUAUUCGAGAGAUGUUAGAUAUACAUAACACUUUUGGAAACGACUGGAGAUAUUUAGCAUAUUCACUAGGCUACGAUGAUUAUAUUCAGCAAUGGGAAAAACAACAACGUCAGGGUCUGAUUAACAGCCCUACCAAUGAACUGUUGAAUAUAUGGGAAGCUAACAGGUCAGGAAAUCCAACUGAUCUUAAAGAUUUAACAGAUAUAUUUAGAAGUAUGCAAAGAUUGGAUAUCGUAUCAGAAAUCGGUAAAUGGAGCAUAAUCCAUGAAUCCCUACUGUGAAACAAACAAACCUUUCUAAAGUUAAAAAUGUGUGUAUAGGUAUGGCAUGUAUGUAUAUAUCCUUAAAUCUUCUUAUUUGCUUUCGUUUUCUGCAUUGUUAAUGUUUUGACUUGAAUUUUAAACUGUAAGAACUACAUAGUCUGAGGGCUGGUAGAAAUUUGGUUUGGUUGUUUAUUUGGCAUUGUGUUAUUAAUGCUUUUGCAAUUUUUUCAAUUUAUUUUUCCUUUUCGAAUUUGUUUUAACUUUGACGUUCGUAUUUUAAAAUGUUUGGACCUAUGGUGUGGAAAGGGAAUAUUUUCCUGAUCAACCGUGCUUCUUGUUUUCCUAAUAGUACAUUUAAUGUGAGUACUAUAAUGUUUAACGUUGCUUUUGUAAUAUAAGGAAUAAUUUGAAAGAAACAUACGGAGCUCAAAUCAAACGUUCCUAUCUAGCACGACGCAUGCUCAUAGUUAGGACAUUGCUUUGUACUUCUUGUUAAUCUCUGAUUUUUUAUUUGUCAUGUAUUGAUUUUAUUACUAUUUUUGUUUUCGUUCCUUGGACGCACCGUUACGUACAUGU